Molecule: messenger RNA, 731 nt
Organism: Owenia fusiformis
Lineage: Eukaryota; Metazoa; Annelida; Polychaeta; Sabellida; Oweniidae
Source: the annotation of a GenBank genome assembly
GACCUUUCAUGGAUUUGAUCGAUCAUGUUUAAUAAACGAAAUGAAAUAUCAUUUCAUCGUAUUACUAAGUGCUGAAAAAUGAUGGUGGCAAUUGCAGAGAGCAACUUUGGACGACUAAUAUUUCUAUUAUUUUGCCUCUUUGGGGUUGUCAAAACAGAAGAAAAAUGUGAUGCUCCUCACCCAUACAAACCAGCAUAUGGAAGAAGGUCUCAAGGCAGAACUACCGUCCCAUUUUUUGUAGGGGAAGGUAUCUACUUCUUUUGUAACAGCGGUUACAAAAUUUUUGGAAAGGACGUUAUCAUAUGCCUUAGUGAUGGAAAAUGGGAUGCUCCUGUUCCGAGUUGCAUUAAAACUGAGUUUGUCCAAAGCGACUAUGCUGUAAGACUUAUGGGGAAUUACUCUAACAAGGGAAGAGUUGAGGUCUUCCAUAAAGGUAUAAAGCAAAAACACAACAAAAAGUGGGUGAGAGUCUGUAAUAUAGGAUGGACUUUGGAAGAUGCACAAGUCGUCUGUAGGCAACUUGGUUAUGAUCCCAACAAAACCAGGAUUCCUAUAUAUGCUUCUGAUAGCAUUAGAGAUAGGAUGAAUACUAAACAAUGGGGCCAUGGAGUUAGAGGUUAUGGUGUGUCAAACUUCACUUGUACAGGGAGAGAGGAAUAUCUUGGAGAAUGUGCUCAUAAUCCUUGGCAACAAGUUGGUCACUGUUAUAAAAACCAUGAUGCCAUUGCUAU